AUGCUACCGCCGGGAACUUGGGUCAUGCGUGUUUUGCACAAGAAGAAGCACAAACUCUCACCAAAUUUCAAAACUGAACCUUUCAUGGUUAUUGCUGGUUUCUCAGACGGUACUUACCAGCUCUGCGACCACAACGGAAGGCUACUAAAGGAAAUUCAACGCACAGGUCAAGCAAACUCAUAG
Molecule: messenger RNA, 183 nt
Organism: Radiomyces spectabilis
Lineage: Eukaryota; Fungi; Mucoromycota; Mucoromycetes; Mucorales; Radiomycetaceae
Exons: 1
Coding region: 1-183 (60 amino acids)
Source: RefSeq, a predicted model, not a curated record